GUCGAAUAUCUCCAUUUUGUGUCACGCAGUCCAUUAAUGUGUCUACGUCUCCCUUGUUUCCUCUUUCCGCCCGUCGUAGGCCACCUUGCAGACGUCGGGAAAACUGCUGUGGCGCCUCCAUCCCUCGUACACCAGAGACCCCUCUGCCUCGCGCGAUUUUGUCUCUCCUCCCUCCCUGCUUCCACGUAUCUAGCCUCUCAUCGACUCUGUUUCGCUCCAGACUAAAGGAGUCUCUUUUUCCGCUUCGAUUGCCACAGGGCUUCCCCUUAAAACACCAGACUGUCUGCCGCUCUCUCCGUGUGUAGAAAAUGGCUGCGUCGAUUCUUCGUGCCGCUCAAAAUGGCGUCAUUUUCCGCCAUCUGAAAACUUCCGAAAUCACCCAGCGCUGGUCCUCUACGGCACGCGUCUUCGUAGACAAAAACACCAAAGUCAUUUGCCAGGGGCUCACUGGCAAACAGGGUUCCUUUCACACAGAACAGUGCCUUGCUUAUGGAACGCAGUUUGUCGGCGGUGUCAACCCCUCCAAGAAAGGUUCCACUUGGCAGUCCAGCGACGGGAAAUUUUCCUUGCCUGUCUUCGGCACUGUGAAGGAGGCGAAAGAAGCGACAGGAUGCGACGCAUCCAUGAUUUUCGUGCCACCCCCCUUCGCUGCGCAAGCCAUCAUGGACUGCAUUGCCGAGGAGAUUCCUUUGGCUGUUUGCAUCACUGAAGGCAUUCCCCAGCAAGACAUGGUCCGCGUCAAACAGGCGCUCCUGUCUCAGAACAAAACGCGCCUCAUUGGGCCGAACUGCCCUGGCAUUAUCAAACCCGGUGAAUGCAAAAUCGGCAUCAUGCCUGGCUACAUCCACGCAAAAGGCAAAAUCGGUGUUGUCAGCCGAAGCGGCACACUGACAUACGAGGCUGUCAACCAGACAACUCAGACUGGUCUGGGUCAGUCCACUUGCGUCGGUAUCGGUGGGGACCCGUUUAAUGGCACGAACUUCAUCGACUGCCUGGAGCGCUUCGUCAACGACCCCGAAACCAAAGGCAUUGUACUCAUUGGAGAGAUCGGUGGAUCCGCCGAGGAAGAAGCUGCGGCCUGGCUGAAAGAGCACAACAAGGAGCAGAAACCUGUCGUGAGCUUCAUUGCGGGUCUCACGGCACCUCCCGGCCGGCGGAUGGGUCAUGCAGGAGCCAUCGUGAGCGGCGGUAAAGGAACUGCCGAAGGAAAGAUCGCUGCUUUGGAAGAUGCAGGGGUUCAUGUCGUGAGAAACCCCGCUGCUAUGGGCCAGAAGAUGCUGGAAGUGAUGCAGGCGGCCGGCCUUCACUGACAGCCUCGAGUCUCUUCGACCCCGGAGUGUGUGUCUCCAAAAAGGCGUGGGCGUUCACACGGAUCUUGGCGUGUUUUCUUUUGACAAUGCUACUCAAGCCUGGUGUUUCCUUCCGGUUCUGCGUUUGCUGUUACCGGAGCGAAACGACUGUAAGCAUGUUGUCUUGUAAAGUUGAGAUUUGUACAAGGCCUGACCGCACUGGUUGCCCGCCUGCACCAUCCCACCGACAUGGGAAGAUUGCACGGUCGUUCAAUACUGGCUUCUGAGAUUCGGCGAGGUUGUCACGUCAUUGUUUCCAUGGGUGCCGUCGAACGAGUGUACUGACGUGUGUACUCUCUCAGAGAAGUUAACGUUAUGGCAUGUGUCGAUAACACACUGAAUCUCAACAUCUUCGCUACGCGGCAGAACCCUUCUUGAAACCUUUCCAGCUCGGCCGCUCUAUGCCAACAUGCCACCUGAUAGAAAGUAACACCGUUUAAAAACUCAUUAACGAAGCGCGAAACGAGCGACCCCGAACACACUUGCUUCCUUCUCCCAAUCCCAUCUU
Toxoplasma gondii ME49 is the source of this 1857-nucleotide messenger RNA. RefSeq names its product succinyl-CoA-synthetase alpha SCSA (gene SCSA). NCBI's taxonomy places the organism in Eukaryota, Apicomplexa, Conoidasida, Eucoccidiorida, Sarcocystidae. The transcript is spliced from 7 exons. The coding region runs from base 309 to 1310 and encodes 333 amino acids. Gene Ontology annotation, cellular component: succinate-CoA ligase complex (ADP-forming); mitochondrion. Gene Ontology annotation, biological process: tricarboxylic acid cycle. Gene Ontology annotation, molecular function: succinate-CoA ligase (ADP-forming) activity; succinate-CoA ligase (GDP-forming) activity. The record is from RefSeq and is a predicted model, not a curated record.